Messenger RNA from Patiria miniata (bat star), 3200 nucleotides. RefSeq lists its product as uncharacterized. The transcript is spliced from 3 exons. The record is from RefSeq and is a predicted model, not a curated record. NCBI's taxonomy places the organism in Eukaryota, Metazoa, Echinodermata, Asteroidea, Valvatida, Asterinidae. The coding region runs from base 127 to 540 and encodes 137 amino acids.
UUGAUUGUGUGCAAAUCGUCAUUUGACAACUUUCGCUUUCGUCGUUGUGUCUGAAUGUACAUCACCAAAACGCCGAAUCGAUACAUUUAGUUAUUUUGAAACUGUUUGAUUAUUUUUAUUCCCACGAUGGAGAAAAUUGUCUUCAUAUUAUGUUUGCUGUUUUGCGUUAUGGGUAUCGCCAAAGCCCUGGAGUGCUACGCCUGCCGAGACUGCCAGCCAGAUUUCAAGGACGACAAGACUGGCAAGGUGACCGAAAUAUGUCCCAAGAAUUCCCAAGAUCGUCACGACACCCUGCUCAGAUGCAGCAAGCACGUUGAGAAAGAUGGCAAGAUCAACCGCGGUUGUUCCACUGUGAAGGAUUGCACUGUGUUCGAGACGAUCAGCAAGUGCUCCGACGACACCACAGGAAAUGCUGACAUCAUCGAAACGUCCUGUGAAAUCUGCUGUGACAGCAACAAGUGCAACUCUGCUACCAUGGCAACGUUAAGCCCCGCCCUCUGUAUUCUAAUUAGCUUAUUAAUGGCCCUGCACCAUGUAUAAUUCGAAUAACUUUUUGAAUUUCCCAAUUUCUGUUGGUGUUUUGUUUUAUUUUCAUGCCAAAUACCAAAAACUAAAAUUGAUUGAUUUGAAGUAAUUUAGUUAAACCAAUUCAGUCCGGAAAUAUUUUGACAUUGAUUGGACCCAGGCGCGGGAUUGUUUUUCACAUACCUCGAUGCCAGACGGGUUCAGGCCGUCAUCUGCGGGUAGCACACCCUGAUAUAUCCGGCCUCACUUGCUGCGAGUGGGUCACUAACGGAUAUUUUCGACCCCGCUCGUUGCGUGUUUAUCCGUCAUCUGUUCCGAAUACCGCAAAAUCUGUGCGUGUAUACAUGUCAUCUGACACGAACUGGUUAAGAGUACAUUUCAAAAUAAUGACCAAAUGUUCGCAUUAUAUAUAUAUAUAUAGUUUACUUCGAAGAGAAAAUAAGAGAAAAAGACCAGAAAGUAAAUUACAGUCAGACUUUUAGAUAUUUAAUGAACAUUGACCAUGUUUCAUCCAAGCAAAUUUUGUACAGCAAGUAUAUUCUAAGAGCAUGGGGCUGGGCAGGUAGUCGGAAAUUUGGGACUCUCAGUACUGUGUAUGAGAGUCCCAAAACUUAAGGUAUUGAAAACAUGCAAUACAAGAAAAUAGAGUGGCACCUGAAACAACCAGUCCAAUUUAGUACUGCGUCCAUCAACUGUGUAAAAAAAAAAGCAAAAAGGCUUUUCCUAAUAUUUUACUCCGUGCAGGGUUAAUAGACAGGGUUUUGUAGAAAAUACUUGAAACUGGGCAGUAUUGCAUCAGCAAAUUAUUCUGCUUUCAAGGAACACCCAUUUUUCUACUGAAAUUGAAAUCCACUUUCCUCAGUAAAUCAUGUUUCCGAUGUAUAUUUGCUACUUUUUUUACCAAUUUCAGUGUCUUUCUAUUUUUCUAGAUGUGUAAAUACUAUUUAUAGAACAGUCAUGUUUCUGCGCUAUUUGUAUAUGAGGAGUUGAAAACGUACACAGUUUAAACGUUAGUUUGCUAUGAAAGUAGUUCUAAAUUCAAUAUUGGGUUUUCCCUUCAGUACUAAAUUAUCCAUAUGAGGCUAAAGUAUUCAUUUUUCAUGACAAAAAGAGGCUGAAAAAAAAUUACCUGUAUGAGUGAUUUUAUGUGGAUUUGCAUAAAUGUAUGUAAAUUUGACCUGUCUGUCAGCAUUAUCAAAUGAAGGGAACAAAUUGUUCCCUUAAAAACAGGAAUUAUGAAUAAUUUACAUCACUGUUAUUGCUUUUGCAGAAAUUGUUCCUUUCACAAACUCGCCAAAUAUGCUUCUUAAAUUAAGGUUUAAAGACAGCAUGGCAGACAAUAAAACACAGUGGCACAUUUACCUCAUUUAUAAUUUUAACUCCAAAGUGAAGCUUUUAAAGGGUUUUAUGAGCGAGGCUUGUAAUAUGGUUUUAUAUCAGGUGACUUUUAAUAUUGUUUUUCUAAAUUGGUGUGAAAUUAAUAAUAUAUAGGAAAAGACACUGAGGCUGUUCAAAAAGGGUUAUAACAACUUUUUGCAUUCCUGGUUUCUGCAGACAUUUUAAAUAUUUCACUAUUUUUUAUAAAGUUCAUAUCAGUUGUUACACAAAAUGUACUCUGAAAUACUUUUAUAAAUGUAUUGAGGCUUUAUCUUUUCUUGAUUAAUACACAGGGUUUUGCACUCACUUUACCAAUGUUCUUUUUUAUCGUAGGGCAGUAGAGGCUGUCCCCAAAGUGUCCCUGGUUUCCUGGUUUCUGCAGACAUUUUCAAUAUUUCACUAUUUUUUAUAAAGUUCAUAUCAGUUGUUACAAAAAAAUGUACUCUGAAAUACUUUUACAAAUGUAUUGAGGCUUUAUCUUCUCUUGAUUAAUACACAGGGUUUUGUACUCACUUUACCAAUGUUCUUCUUUAUCGUAGGGCAGUAGAGGCUGUCCCCAAGUGUCCCUCUGGAAGGUGUGCAGCAUUCUCGUAAUUUAUGAAACCAAAAUUGAAAUUCAAUUAAUUGAUGAGCCCAAACAUUUUUCUUUCUUGCGUGAAGUUUUUGUUGGAUUCGGUUCAGUGGUUUUGAAACAAAGACCAUUAAUGUAACACCCUCCGGAGGGACAUUUUUAGGGUGCACCCUGUACAGUUAAAGUUAAUUUCUACGUUUUACAAAGUUGGAAUUGCCUCAAACAAUGGACCGAUCCAGUAAGCACCGCCCCAUGGUUUUCUGACCAAUCACAGCCGUGAUUUAUGUCCGACAUGCGCGCACAAAAUCCGACAUGCGUGCACGCGCGUUUGAUGCGCGCGGCAGGAAAAUGCAGUGUGGUAUUGGAGAGGAGCACGUGUUAAUUUGCCCACGUGUGCAAUGGGAGGGGCUUACUGGAUCGGUCCAUUGUCUCGAGAAUAAACACUACUAUAGAUCGUAUGCGUAGUAGCCAUCUUGGAGGGCAGUGCCUUUAUUUUGCUAGGAUAUGCAGCAACAUCUUUUGUGCAUCAUUGUUACUGAAUUGAAAUAAAAUAUGCCCUUUAUGAUGGCAGCUACGCACACGGUCUAUUCCUAUAUUUGUACUCUAUUUUUUAAGUUUGUCACGUGCAUUGUUGGUUCAUUAUUUCUUCUAAUAGACUUCUGAAAGCUUGUAAUAUAUGUACAUGUUUUCCUGUCAAUAAACAGAGAAGAGUCAGUCUGACGACUAA